GAAAUGUGGAAGGAAGAAGUAAAAGGCGAAGCAGGAAAAUGCAAGAUUUAUAGCCGAGAAUCUUAAAAUUCUCGGGAGAAAAUCUGAAAGAAAGAAAACCGAAAUGGCCAUCAACCAGUUAGAGAACUUGGUGGAGUCGAUAAAGUCGAAGGUGAGAGCAUUGAAGAAGUCGAAGAAACCAUACAUAAAGAUGGACAAAAGCUCCAGUGUGAAGGUAGAGAUCCGAAGCCGAAAGGCGAAGAAACUUAUCGACAAAACGCUCAAGGUUGCCGAUCGUCCAGGCAAACGUAGCAUCUCAUAACAGCUUUUGUUAUGUGUGGAUAAGAAAUACUAAUUCGAUUUUCUUUUUGUUAUAUAAGCCUACCGAUUCUGUUUGUUUGUCUUUCAAGGUUUAGUGCGAUGGAAUGGAAUCUGACCAAAAAAAAAUUACUUCUUUA
Messenger RNA from Mangifera indica (mango), 437 nucleotides. RefSeq lists its product as uncharacterized. NCBI's taxonomy places the organism in Eukaryota, Viridiplantae, Streptophyta, Magnoliopsida, Sapindales, Anacardiaceae. The record is from RefSeq and is a predicted model, not a curated record. The coding region runs from base 104 to 301 and encodes 65 amino acids. The transcript has a single exon.